AGCACCUGCAGGUUGGUGUGUGAGCGAAAUAUUUUCCCUGGACGGAGUUCAAACUUUGAAGGGAAAGAGAAGAAGGGAAAAAAAAAGACGGAGGCAGCGGCAUUACGCCAUUCUUGCCUCUCUUGGAAAAAAAAGUGGGAUUUAAAGAAGUUUCUUACAAGAUAUCCAGCAGAGUCGUGCCGUGGAGUGUUUAAAGCAAGUCUCUGCCUUUUUUUUUUCUUGGAUUUCUGCACCAUUUUUUUUUAAUUGUUUUUUUUUAUCACACACAGGAUCCCUGCAGCACUAUGGUUCUUACAGAUGACGGAUGGGAGAAUAAAGGCUUGCAGGAUGUGUUUCUUCAACUUGUAAAACUCCGCUAUAGUCCACAUCUUUGCUUUUACAACCUUGCAUAUGUCUGUGGCCUGUUUCAGACGGGAGAAGCGCUUUUUAUCCCUUUCACCUCUGGCAGCAGAGCGCAGAGAAAACUCAGAGGAUGAAAGACUCGGACCGAACAGGACCGCUGCUGCCUCUUCUUUUUCUAAUCUAAACCGGGUCCUUCUCGCUCUGAAAACAUACUGCGCUUUGUUACAAUGACGGCCUGGCAAAAGGCACACGGGCUUUAGGAUGAAUGUCGCGACGCGUCUCUCUCUUCUGCUGAGCUGCUGGACUCUGCUGCUCCACCUGCGUCCCGCGCUCGGGUCCCUCGGCCGAACCAGACCCGCGGAGCAGCAACACCAGCGGCUCGGAGAGGCAGCGGGGCGCGGGGAAGGACAGCAGACCCACGGAGGAACCGGCAGAGGGACCGGCGGGUCCGCACCAGUGUGGAAACCCUCUCCGGCGGUGCGGAUCACGCGGAUCCGCGCGGGUCCGCCGUUAAUCAAAGGCGAAACGACCGUUUUCAAAGGCAAGCUCGCGACCCCUGCGUCCUUUUCGGCGCCGGGGAACCGCGCACAGCUGCAGAAGCUGCAGCAGCAGCAGCAGCAGCAGCCACGGGACAGAGCAGUCAGCGUAGGACGCAAAGACGCUGCUGUGCGCUCCUGGCUCCCCGGCGGGGAUGCUCACAUUAAAGCGCACGCUCCCGCGGCUCUUAGCGCGCACGCUGCAGGCAGAGAAGUCGAGACUACGGCUGUUCUUGUUGGAGGUGGCUCACCGGAGAAGACACCGGGGAAAGUUGCUACAAGGGCGAGUGAAGUAGCUCCGAGAGCCGUCAGUGCGCAAAGACAGCCACCGCAGAAGCAGACCGCGGGUCCGCAGGCGCAGCGGGGAUUCAGCAGCAAAGCUCAGAAGGUCAAGGAGCAGGACGCGCAUCCCAAGCAGCCGCUGGUUACCCCUCACGACUACAUGCUGUCUCUGUACUGGUCUCUGUCCACCGGGGAGCUGAACGGCAGCGCGCUGCACGAAGCGGGACUGGCCAACACCAUCACCAGCUUCGUGGAUAAAGGACAAGAUGAACGUGGGCCCCAGCUGAGACGGCAGAGGUAUCACUUCAAUGUCAGUUCUCUGGAACGAGACGGGCUCCUGGGGGCCGAGCUGCGCAUCCUGAGGAAGCGCCCAUCUGACCUCCGCAGGAUCUCAAUGGGGGGAUCCACAGCCGCUGACGGAGCGGGGGGAGGAAUAAUGUCAUCCCCGUCCCUGAAGCUGUACACCUGCGCGUCGGGUAAACAACCGGCUGUCCUGCUCCAGACGAAGACCAUGGAGGAUGUGCUCGGCGGAGGCGGUUUCGGCAACAAAUGGGAAGUGUUUGACAUCUGGAAAGUCUUCAAGGGCUUUAAAACCCAGCAGAACCAGCACUCCCAGCAGCUGUGCUUCGAACUGGAGGCCUUGGACCACAGGGGCGGUCGCCCCAUGGACCUGCGCACUCUGGGGUUCGCCCGGCCCGGCAGGACCAACAAGGAAAAGGCCUUCUUCCUUGCAUUUGGCAAAAGCAAGAAGCGCGACCUUUUCUACAACGAGAUCAAAGCGCGGUCAGGCCAUGACAACAAAACCGUCUACGAAUACCUGUUCACCCAGCGGCGAAUGCGCCGAGCUCCGCCUGCAAGGGGGGCUAAAAAACUGCAGCAGCCGCCGCAGCAGCCGCCACCGCCGCCGCUGCACACCCUGCCCCAACAUCAGGCGGUGAAGACGCAGACGAGGCCGCGGUGCCACCGCAGACGACUCCACGUGAACUUCAAGGAGAUGGGCUGGGACGACUGGAUCAUCGCGCCGCUGGAGUACGAAGCGUUUCACUGCGACGGCGUCUGCGACUUCCCCAUCCGCUCGCACCUGGAGCCGACCAACCACGCCAUCAUACAGACCCUGAUGAACUCGAUGGACCCGGAAUCGACGCCGCCGACCUGCUGCGUCCCGACGCGACUCAGCCCGAUCAGCAUCCUCUACAUCGACUCGGCCAACAACGUCGUCUACAAGCAGUACGAGGACAUGGUGGUGGAGUCGUGCGGUUGCAGGUAGCCAUAGAUAUAAAUACGUAGAUACCGCCUUCGGUUGUGUGAGAUGCGUCUGUGCCGCCGCCGCCAUUUCGGGACGGAUGUCUGACACGCUUGACCAUAAAGACUCAUAGAAAAUAAAAGACUUUUGUGCUGCUUUUGGAUGCUCAUGCAAAAGAAACGCCAAACUAAAGUAACAUGGAAGAAUAUUUCACAAAAGGUGUUUUACAAUAUUUAACAGUUACGAACAUGUGAAUUUGGGUAGUAUCCUACAUAAACUAAAGUGACUGUCCUUAUUGUCAUGGCUUAAAGCUGCGUACUGUUAUUAUCUACACAAGAUAAGGUAUUUUGGUAUGAAAACCCACAUUUUUAAUUUAACAAAGUAUUUUGUAUCAUAGAUACAUACCUGGUUGGAAAUUCAGCGAGAAAUUAUGAUUUUAAGUGCAUAGACCUUCUGCCUUGAUAGACAUACUGUAUAUGCAUUACGAGGCGCAGCAUGUAGGUCCCAACAUGGCGGCCAAUGCGGUAUCUACGUAGAUAUAUCAAUAUAUAUAUAUAUAUAUAUAUAUAUAUAUAUAUAUAUAUAUCUGGCAGGUAGCAAAGAAAUGUGGGACAAAGAGCGAGAAACGGAGAAAGAAAGUCAGUUUCUGCCCUUCAGUAUUGAGGGAAGAUAGUUGAUCAAACCUAAAAUGGGAAGAUCAACACUGAGCAAAGCGUUCCUUUUUCAGCCGACUGAGACCGAACUCCCUGCUUUGCAACAGACAUUACUCUUCACGCUCAAGUGGACUAUCAGACUGCAUACCAAAGGCUGUUACACACUGUUAAAGACUAAACAGACAAAGAUGAACUCACGGAGGUGAUGCUCUUUACCGCCCACUCACAAAAACUUGUUAGUAAUGUUGAUGUUGGUUGCGAUGAGCGAAGAUUAAUCUGAGAGAAGCCAAAAACAACCAAAGACACUUUUGGAAUAAAGGGUAACUUCAUUUUUCUUUCAACCUGGACCCUAAUUUCCUAUGUUUUUGUGUGUAAGUGACUGAUGAGAACCAAACUCUUUGAAAUUGGUCCAGUAUUGAGCCAGAACACUGUAACCGGCAGCUGUGGACCAUACUGAAAUGUAACCCUAUAGGAUAAAUGUCCAGCGUCGGUUAGCGUCCACUAAAAGUUCUGUUUUUUGCCGCUGACAGACUCAGAUUAU
Messenger RNA from Perca fluviatilis (European perch), 3597 nucleotides. RefSeq names its product growth differentiation factor 5 (gene gdf5). Gene Ontology annotation, molecular function: cytokine activity; growth factor activity. Gene Ontology annotation, biological process: SMAD protein signal transduction; BMP signaling pathway. Gene Ontology annotation, cellular component: extracellular region. The transcript has 2 exons. The record is from RefSeq and is a predicted model, not a curated record. NCBI's taxonomy places the organism in Eukaryota, Metazoa, Chordata, Actinopteri, Perciformes, Percidae. Bases 604 to 2427 code for a protein of 607 amino acids.